UUAUCCAAUAUGGCGUCUGGAAUUGAAAUUGCUCCGCCAGUUAAAAGAUUGAAGAUUAAAGACGAGAAUGAUGAAAUUUUUAUGUCGUUUCAUAAAGAUAAUUUGCAAACUUUAAAAUAUGCAUUAGAUGUUUUUAACAAUCAUCUGUCUUGUUAUGGAGUUGGAAUCUUAAACAUUAAAGUUUGUAAUGCCGCAAGUUCCAAAUGUUUUUCUAACGCAACUUGCGAUUGUGAACAGUUUCGUAAACCCAGUUCUUCUGUACCUAGAGGAUUUAAAAUACGUGGUAUUUUUCAAUAUGGAUUUAAAAUGUUGGACGCUUACAUCAAAUCCCCUGAAUGCAUACCUCAAAGAAGAGGUGCCAGAUUAGCUUUGGCAAAGCUACUGAAGUUUUUGACAGAUAUAGAGUUGACAGGGAAAACACUUUCUCAAGGCAGAGAAGAUAUCAGUGAAACUGAGUGGACUGUAAGAGUGGCACAUCAUUUGUUUUCAAAGCUUGCUGUUGGUUCAAAUUAUACAUUAGACAAUAUUAGCAAAGGAAGGAUUAAAGAUGCAUAUUGUAAUUGUGGCUGCAAGGAAAGAUUAUUGGGGGAUUACGGGGACACUUCUAUGGGUGUUCCAUCAUACUGGCAUGGACGACUUGACAUUCUGAUGGAUGUUGCUGUGACAGUAGCUACUGAAGAGCCAGACUCACCAGGUGCAGGAAAUUGUUCUUCUAGCGAAAUGACAUCUGAUAGGAUGAUUGCAUGCAAAGAACAAAUAAGGGCUGAAGCAAUAGUGUUUUCUUUUUUGCAAAAGAAAAAUCAUCCUGAGCUGAACAAUUUCCUUAUUCCAACUAUUGCAAUGUCUAAAUCUCAGAUGGCAGUUUGUUUAUAUGACUGUGAGAAUGAUAUAUUCCUUGAAACUCCACGUCUUGAUCUCUUUGUAGAAGAUAAAUUUUUAAAGAUAGAAACAAUAAUCACUCUCUGGUCAGUUUUGAAUUUUAAAUAUUGCUGUUCAGGAGUUCCAGAAGAGAUCAUUGAAUUUGGUUUUACAGCAGAUUUCUUCAAGCACGCUGGUCCUCAUCUGGAAAAGUAUAUUGCGAAUGUAAAAGCUCCUUGUUGUUAUCAGACUGAAAACACAUGGUCUGCAGUACUUGUUUUAGAAGAUGUUAAAGAGAAAACAGAUGAUGUUAACAACAUAUAUCAGCCUUCAUAGAUAAUAUGAAAUUGCUGGAAAGUGCCAGACUGAGCUGUUGUGAUAACUUGAACUGUUAUGAGAACUAGACACAGUUGUAGAGGAUGUGAAGGGAUUGUGCCAUUCACAAGAACCAUAACUAAAUUUUCAUAUCUUGUUAUUUGUUUAAAUUUCACACAAUGAUGGAGGAUGAUGUGGGGGGAGUGCAGUGCACAGGAACCAUAACUCCAUCUUGCUUUGUUUUUGAAUUAUCUCCUUUGAUUCGUUUUUUGUCUAUUGCACACCUUUAACAGCACAACUUAAACAGCUAUGAAGUGAAUGUGUUCAAACUUUAUACAGUGGUAGAAAGUAUUUAUUUGGUGGGUAGUAAUUAUAAGAACUGUUAACUGAAGUAUUGAUUACAUGUCAUUUAUAGGCCAUUGAUGGUAAUUUUCAUUCUUGUCUGGGUAAAAGAAUACAUCGUGAAGCAUUAUUUGGCUUUACCAAUUUCUUGUGCUUUCUGUUCGUUUUUAUAUGCCUGAAAGAAUUUCGGGCAUAUUAUGUUAUACCCCCUGGCGUCUGUCCGUCCGUCUGUCCACACUCACAGGACAGUGAUUAUGUGGCUAGAGGGACAAUAGGUAACUGUUCUUUCUCUUUGAUGUCAUUCAUUCCUUAAUGCUUUUAUGUGGCUAUUUUCUUUUGUGUGGCUAAAAAGAACAAUAGAGAGAACAAUAGAGUAGCCACAUUAUUACUCUCCUGUUAGAACGUCCGUCCGUCCGUUAGUAAUUUGGUUUCCGGAGCAUAACUUAAGUUCAAUUUGGCCAACAAUAUUCAAACUUCAUAGGAUGAUUGUCCAUAUUGGCUAGAAGACCCCUAUUGAUAUUGGGGUCACAAGGUCAAAGGUCAAGGUCACUAUGGCCUUAAAACUGAAAACAGUUUCCAGAGCAUAACUUAAGUUCCGUUUAGCCCACAGUAUUCAAACUUCAUAGGAUGAUGGUCCAUAUUGGGUAGAAGACCCCUAUUGAUUUUGGGUUACAAGGUCAAGGUCAUUAUUACAUUAAAACUGAAAACAGUUUCCAGAGCAUAACUUAAAUUUCAUGUGGCCCACAACAUUCAAACUUCAUAGGAUGAUUGUCCAUAUUGGGUAAAAGACCCCUAUUGAUUUUUGGAUCACAAGGUCAAAGGUCAAGGUCACUAUUACCUUAAAACUGAAAACAGUUUCUGGAACAUUACUUAAGUUCCGUUUGGCCCACAGUGUUUAAUCUUCAUAGGAUGAUUGUCCAUAUUGGGUAGAAGACCCCUAUUGAUUUUGGGGUCACAAGGUCAAACGUCAAGGUCACUAUAACCUUAAAACAGUUUCCGGAGCAUAACUGAAAUUCCAUGUGGCCAACAAUAUUCAAACUUCAUAGGAUGAUUGUCCAUAUUGGGUAGAAGACCCCUAUUAAUUUUGGGGUUGGUCAAGGUCACUAUUACCUUAAAACUGAAAACAGUUUCGGGAACAUAACUUAAGUUCCGUUUAGCCCACAGUGUUCAAUCUUCAUAGGAUGAUUGUCCAUAUUGGGUAGAAGACCCCUAUUGAUUUUGGGGUCACAAAGUCAAAGGUCAAGUUCACUAAUAUCUUAAAACUGAAAACAGUUUCCGGAGCAUAACUUAUGGUCUAUUUGGCCCACAAUAUUCAAACUUCAUGGGAUGAUUGUCCAUAUUGGGUAGAAGACCCCUACUGAUUUUGGGGUCACAAGGUUAAAGGUAAAGGUCAUUAUUACUUUAUAACUGAAAACAGUUUCUGGAGCAUAACUUAAGGUCUAUUUGGCCCACAAUAUUCAAACUUCAUAGGAUGAUUGUCCAUAUUGAGUAUUGUCCAUAUUGGGUAGAAGACCCCUAUUUAUUUUGGGGUCACAAGAUCAAAAGUCAAGGUCACUAUUACUUUAAAACUGAAAACAGUUUCCAGAACAUAACUUAAUUUCUAUUUGGCCCAUAGUGUUCACACUUCAUAGGAUGAUUGUCCAUAUUGGGUAGAAUACCCCUAUUGAUUUUGGGGUCACAAGGUCAAAGUUCAAGGUCGCUAUUACCUCAAAACUAAAAACAGUUUCCAGAGCAUAACUUAAGUUCCAUUUGGCCCACAAUAUUUAAACUAUAGGAGGAUUGCUAUUUGAAGGAGGUAAUACUUUAUUUAAUUUAUGUAAUGUCUAACAAAUGCUUCAUCCUUACUUAAAAAAAAACACUUUCGGGCAUAUAAUGCUCCGCCUAGGGGUGCUCUUGUUUUUAGCUCACCUGUCACACAGUGACAGGGUAAGCUUUUGUGAUCGAUUUUCGUCCGGCGUCCGUCCGUUCGGCGUCCGGCCGUCUGUAAACUUUUACUUUAAAUGACAUCUCCUCAUAAACCACUAAGCCAAUUUCAUCCAAACUUCAUAGGAAUGUUCCUUUGGUGGUCACCUUUAAAAAUUGUUCAAAAAAUUUAAUUCCAUGCAGAACUCUGGUUAUCAUGGCAACCGAAAGAAAAAACUUUAAAUAUCUUCUUUUUAAAAACCCAAAGAGCUAGAGCUUAGAUAUUUGGCAUGAAACAUCAUCUAGUGAGUGUCUACCAAGUUUUUUCAAAUAAAAGCCCUGGGGUCAAAAUUGGCCCCAUCCCAGGGGGUCAUCGAUUUUCCCUAUAUGCUUAUAGUAAAAACUUAAAAAAUCUUCUUUUAAAGAACCCAAAGAGCUAGAGCUAAGAUAUUUAGCAUGAAAGAUCUUCUAAUGCGUGUCUAAUAAGUUUGUUCAAAUAAAAGCCCUGGGGUCAAAAUUGGCCCCGCCCCAGGGGGUCAUUGAUUUUCCCUAUAUGCAUAUAUUAAAAACUUAAAAAUCUUCUUUUAAAGAACCCAAAGAGCUAGAGCUAAGAUAUUAAGCAUGAAACAUGUUCUAAUGGGUGUCUACAAAGUUUGUUCAAAUAAAAGCCCUGGGGUCAAAAUUGGCCCAGCCCCUUGGGUCAUUGAUUUUCCUUAUAUGUGUAUGGCAAAAACUUAAAAAUCUUCUUUGAACAAACCCAAAUAGCUAGAGUUUAGAUAUUACGCAUGAAACAUCUUCUAGUAAGUGUCUACAAAGUUUGUUCAAAUAAAAGCCCUGGGGUCAAAACUGGCCCCGCCCCAGAGGUGUCAUUGUUUUUAAUUAUAUGUGUAUAGUAAAAACUUAAAAAUCUUCUUUUAAAAAACCCAAUGAGCUAGUGGUAAGAUGUUUAACAUGGAACAUAUUCUUGUUGGUGUCUACCAAGUUUGUUCAAAUAAAAGCCCUUUGGUUAAAAUUUAAAAAUUGGCCCUGCCGGGGGGAUGGAAGAAUGCAGAGGUCAUUGUUUUUCAUUAUAUGUGUGUAGUAAAAACUUAACAUCAUAAACCAUCUUCUAAUGGGUGUCUACAAAGUUUGUUCAAAUAAAAGCCCUGGGGUCAAAAUUGGCCCCGCCCCGAGGGUCAUUGAUUUUCCUUAUAUGUGUAUGGCAAAAACUUAAAAAUCUUCUUUGAAAAAACCCAAAUAGCUAGAGUUUAGAUAUUAAGCAUGAAACAUCUUCUAGUAAGUGUCUACAAAGUUUGUUCAAAUAAAAGCCCUGGGUUCAAAACUGGCCCCGCCCCAGAGGUGUCAUUGUUUUUAAUUAUAUGUGUAUAGUAAAAACUUUAAAAAAUCUUCUUUUAAAAAACCCAAUGAGCUAGAGGUAAGAUGUUUAACAUGAAACAUCUUCUUGUGGGUGUCUACCAAGUUUGUUCAAAUAAAAGCCCUUGGGUUAAAAUUGGCCCUGUCUGGUGGGGGGUGCAGAGGUCAUUGUUUAACAUUAUAUGUGUGUAGUAAAAACUUAACAUCAUGAAACAUCUUCUAAUGGGUGUCUUCCAAGUUUGUUCAAAUAAAAGCCCUGGGGUUUAAACUGGCCCCGCUCCGGGAGCCUAUAUACAGGUGAGCGACCUCAGGGCCAUCAUGGCCCUCUUGUUUUAAUGUUGUAAAAUGAUAAUGUUCUCCCUGAUUAAAAACAAAUUUAACUUGUUCAACUUGAGGGAAUGAGGGAAUUUUAGCGCUAUGCAAACAGACUCGCGUUAUAACCAUCUAUAUAAUAAUACUGGUCAUAUCAUUUUAAUAGAAUUCUCAAAAACAUUUUUAAAGCUGUUUGAUAUAUAAUACAAGGUGCUUCUUAAAAAAUAAAUUUAGAAAAAAAAGGA
This is a messenger RNA of Ruditapes philippinarum (Manila clam), 5327 nucleotides long. RefSeq lists its product as uncharacterized. The coding region runs from base 10 to 1194 and encodes 394 amino acids. The record is from RefSeq and is a predicted model, not a curated record. NCBI's taxonomy places the organism in Eukaryota, Metazoa, Mollusca, Bivalvia, Venerida, Veneridae. The transcript is spliced from 3 exons.